AUGUCGUCAACAGCAACAACAACAACUGUGCCAUCAUUCGGAACGGCAAAUGAGGUGGGAAAGAAUAUAACGGGCACAUCAGAAACAACAGCAGCAGCAACAAAAUCAAUAAAAACUUCAUUGAAUAUAGCUUCAACGUCAAAGGAAGCAUUGAGCAGCCGUGAUGGUGAACAAAAGGCUACGCCAAAAAGGGCCGGCCCUCUAAAAACCACCGCGAGUCCUCGUAUUCAUUCAUUUCGAAUAGUGAGCGCUCAGGAUGCUACAGCCGCCGUUGUUGCUACCACUACCGCCUCCAUCGUCAAAAACAGCACUGUCGAGCAAUCGCAGUUCGAGACCCAUGUUGAAUAUCAACAGUCACAGCUAGAACUACAGCUCCAACAACGACGCCGACGUAGCAACACGAACGAUAUCGAUAACGACAACGAUAGUGACAGUACCAACGGCAACAAUAUCGUGAAGUGCUCUUCCAAAAUACAAAAACCGAUAUUAAUGUGUUUUAUAUGCAAACUAUCGUUUGGGAAUACAAAAUCUUUCAGAUUACACGCUAGCUCAGAACAUCAACUAACCUUGCAAUCAAAAGAACAGCAUUUACUAAAUCGCGAAUAUUCGAGUGUUAUUAUUCAGCCGCCAAAUAUGGAUGAGCGUCCAGAAAUAUCAUUUCUUGAGCCAAUUGACAUGCUCAACGUUAUAAAAAGUGACGAUUUAAAUACUGCGACUGAUGUUGAAUUUAAUGAGAACACAUCGCAGGUGGUGACUCGCGAAUUUAAUACUGGUGAUACCUCCAUGACGGUAAGACCGGCAGUUAAAAAACUAAUAAAUGAGACAGCUGAAGAUAUGACUGCAACUACGGGAGCGAAUUCAUCAAUGUCAUCAACGAAAGCGUCAAUCCCAACCUCAACGUCGCCUCCGACAUCAGCGACAAUGUCAACAGAUCUGACGUUAUCAUCGGUAAAGUCCCCAAAAUGCUCGCGAUCAGCGACUGCGACUCUACCAGCUGUAUCACAAAUUGCAUCCACGUUUGAGCCAAAUGGUACUAUAGAUUGUAGCAACAAUAGUAAUUUCCUGCGGGUAAACUCCCUUUCUGAAUGUGCACGGCAAAAACCUCGAUACGAAGCAACUGCUUUUAUCAACGACUCGUCGGUAAUAACAGCGACUACAGUAUCAAACCAACCAUCAGGAAUCAAUAAUCCCAAUUCCAUUGAAAAUCAACAACAAGAAACAAUAAUCAUUACUAAUAGAUUAAAAACAGCCACUGUAGAAACGCAAGAAAAGGACGACUCAAAAGCGAAAGUAGCGACAUCUUCGCCAUCAUUGCCUUCAUCAUUAACAUUUUUGUCACCCUCAUCAUUUCCGUUGUCAUUACUGCCAAAAAAUGAGUCAGAAGAUGUCUCUAAAACUGAAGUAACUGUGUUCGGAUCAAGUUCGGAUUCUACCCUGAAGCCAAAAUUAACUGUAUGCGAAACACCACCAACGGCGUCUGCCACGAAAAAUGAUAGGUCGAGCAAGACAGGGAACAGAAAUCUUCUAGGGGAUCGGGAAGACUGUUAUAGUUCGCCGUUGUGUACUGUCACUAAAAUGGAAAAUAUAGAAAUGGGUUCGACUACCGCUACAUCAGCUAAUGUUUCCGAUAUUUUGCACAUGAAUUUGCAUCGCGACUCUCCAACGGUGGACGACAAUAAGUUAGAUCGAUCCGAAACUCAAUCACGGCUUUCAGCGGAUGCAGUUAACUUUCAUCAGCAGCAGCAGCAGUUUGCGGCAAUGAGCAGCAGCACUUUUGCCUCCCCGUCUCCUUCACUAAUAUCAAUGACACCCACGACAAACAAUCUUAGCAGUUUGCAUGCUUCUUUAGUGGCUUUAAAUGAUGGCUUUCCUACCACCUGUGACAGUACAGAUCCACAAAAAACAGGCGCAAGGUUAAUCAGUGACUUUCUACAACAGCAUCUUAGCUUACAACAUCAACAGCAGCAACAGCAGUACGGUGCGUUAAACGGGAAAUGUGCAGAACAUUCAGAUUAUAAGGAUAACGACUAUAAAAAUUGCGAAAUACAGCAACUGAAAUCCUCCCCGCAUCACAAUCAAGGUCGCCAGCAUACGUUAACUAACACCAAUACAACGCCGCAACGCUCACCAUCACGCAGCAGCAGUAGUUGUACCAGUACCAUCAUGCGAUCACCAGCGAAUUCGACAACAUCACCCAAUGCUACAAUUGUCAAUGUCUCAGCAGCAGCAGUCGCAGCGGCCGCAUCUCAGCAACAGAAUACAGUUGCUGCCGUAGCUGUGGCUGCCGCUGCGGCGGCAGCAGCAGUUGUAUCUGUAGCUAGCAACAAUUCCAGUUUUACUAUAGGCGCCUGCUCGGAUCACAUGAACGGGCGGCCAUUGGGAGUAGAAUGCACACGCUGCGAAAUGAUACUGAAUUCAACACGACUUAAUACUGGUGUUCAAAUGUCAACACGGAAUUCAUGCAAGACUUUGAAGUGUCCACAAUGUAACUGGCACUACAAAUAUCAGGAGACACUCGAGAUUCACAUGCGAGAAAAGCAUCCGGAUGGUGAAAGUGCUUGCGGUUACUGCUUAUCUGGUAAGUAA
This is a messenger RNA of Anastrepha obliqua, 2586 nucleotides long. Its product is annotated as mucin-2-like. The transcript has 3 exons. Gene Ontology annotation, cellular component: nucleus. NCBI's taxonomy places the organism in Eukaryota, Metazoa, Arthropoda, Insecta, Diptera, Tephritidae. The coding region runs from base 1 to 2586 and encodes 861 amino acids. The record is from RefSeq and is a predicted model, not a curated record. Gene Ontology annotation, biological process: regulation of transcription by RNA polymerase II. Gene Ontology annotation, molecular function: DNA-binding transcription factor activity, RNA polymerase II-specific; RNA polymerase II cis-regulatory region sequence-specific DNA binding.